This is a messenger RNA of Onthophagus taurus, 1225 nucleotides long. Its product is annotated as enhancer of split mgamma protein. Gene Ontology annotation, molecular function: protein dimerization activity; DNA binding. Lineage: Eukaryota; Metazoa; Arthropoda; Insecta; Coleoptera; Scarabaeidae. Gene Ontology annotation, biological process: regulation of DNA-templated transcription. The record is from RefSeq and is a predicted model, not a curated record.
CGUUUAAACCACAUUUCGUUUUGAACUAGCACACUGUUCAGAUCGAGAGAGUUUCUUUCAAACGAGUAGUGAAUUCGAGUGAUUACUAUUAUUUUAUUUUAUUUACUUGGAUUGUUAUUUUCAAAUAAAAAUGGCAACGACAUCUUACGAAAUUUUAUCCGCCGAAGAACCACAACCAAUCUCAAGAACCUAUCAAUACAGAAAAGUAAUGAAACCGAUGUUGGAACGUAAACGACGUGCAAGAAUCAAUCGUUGUUUGGACGAAUUAAAAGAAUUAAUGGUGACGGCGCUCCAAAGUGAAGGCGAAAACGUUUCUAAAUUGGAAAAAGCCGAUAUCCUCGAGCUAACGGUUCGUCAUUUACACAAAUUGAGAAGACAACAACGUUUAUCUGCGAAUCCUGUGAUUGAAGCAGACAGAUUUCGCGCCGGUUACACUCAUUGUGCAAAUGAAGUGUCGAGAUGUUUGGCCUCCAUACCAGGAGUUGAUGUUGGUUUGGGUACCAAACUGAUGACCCAUCUUGGGUUAAGACUCAACGAAAUGGAUAAAGUGUCACCUUUAACUGUUCAUGUUUCAACAACGACACCUUACACACCACCCGGAACGCCAACCCCAGAAAGUGUUUAUCAAAUGCCUUUAACACCGGCUUCUUCAACCACCUCUUCAGUACAAGCACCCGGUUCGCCUAUAGAUUGUUCAACAACGGGACUUUUAAAGGUAGCCCAAAAUAACGAACAAGUUUGGAGACCAUGGUGAAAAAGUGCAAAAACUUUCAAAAAAAUCUUCUUUUUUUGCUCAAAUUAGUUUUAAGUUCUUUUAAUAAUUAAUUUUCGGAUUCGUCCUGAUCUCUUCCAGCGUUUAAAGCUUUAAUUAAUCUUAGUAUCGAAAUGUUUUUAUUUUUGUCGAAGAAUGUCAAUUUAAAGAACAUUUUAUUUGUUAACUUUUUCUGCGUUUUGUGAUACCGAUUUAGUCGGUUUAUUUUUUAAUUAAUUAAUGUUUAUUAAAAUAGUUUUUUUUGUAAGCCCCGAACGUUGUACCUGUGAUGAUAAAUCGUUUUUUUUGUAUAGAGAAAAUGGGGUGAACAAUAUUUUGUAAAACGGUGCCUUAAAAACCCGUUAAGAGUUUCUCCUAAGUUGUAAAUAGAGCGGUACUGUGAUAGCGAGUCUAUAUAUAUUUUUUUGAUAAAUGAUUCAAAAUAAAUCAAUUGUUACUUAAAACUAAAAAAAA